This is a messenger RNA of Ostreobium quekettii, 2784 nucleotides long. NCBI's taxonomy places the organism in Eukaryota, Viridiplantae, Chlorophyta, Ulvophyceae, Bryopsidales, Ostreobiaceae. The record is from the annotation of a GenBank genome assembly.
AUGAGCAGGCUGCUGUGGGCGGAAGGACUUGGGAACAUGGUGCAGUCAGGCAGCCUCGUAGCCGCAGGCCUGGUGCUUUGUGCCUUAUGCCAGUGGGCACAGGGUCAGACUCUUCUUUUAUACCCAGCUGUUUCGGAGAAGCAGGCAAUGGUGUACAACAAGGACUUGGGUGAGCUGAGACCUGCCCGGGCCUCCUUGCCAUGGUUUGUGUGCUCGUCCCAAGGAUCAACAGUUUCCGGCAGCGAUCUGCCACCCUGUGCUUCCAACCUCACAAUGUACACAAACCUCAAAACGGCAGACAUCACAAUGCACUUUGUGAAUAGGAGUGGGCACCCAGUACAUUUCAGGCCAAGCCUUUUUGAGGUGUUAGUAGGAGAACAGCAAGGGGAGGCAAGGUUCAAGCCGAAGAGUACUGUUGAAUAUGCAAUCCCAUUGGAAUUCAACAAAGACGAUAGACCAAUUACUGUCAAGGCAAUGAAAGACAUAAAGCUGACACUGGCAAAGAGGGCCUUCAGGGAUUUUGCGGGCAAUGUUAAUGAACAGGGCGGCAGUGCAAUUGCAAGGUACAGGCCAACUGGGGGAAGUGCAACACAGGAAAUGGGAGCACGUCUUGCCACGAGGCAAAUUGUGCUGAGAGGUGAUGAGGUUGUUGUGGAAGAGCCACAGGAACAGCCACCUGAUGUUUCCGGUGCCAAGGCCCUGGGGACUGCUUCCUCUGUAAUGGUUGCAGCUGCUGCAGCAACGUCGAUGUCAGGUGGAGGUGGUGGUGGUGGUGGUGGUGGAGGUGGUGGGUUUCUGAACAUUCUAGGCCAGGCGCAGAAAGUGUUCAUGACAAGUUUGGUGGCCAUCCAGAACUUCCCUGAGAAUUAUGCUGCUUUUGCUGGCGAGAUGCAAUGGACUGUGUUCGAUGUCAACUCACCUUUUGAGAGCAAUGGCAAUGUCACUGCUGUCGGAAUCGACCGAGAGGAAGAUGGGGAUGAAGACGACUUCAACGAGCUGGAGAGUGAGAUGAAGGAGGAGGAAGAUGAAGACCCAAUGGAGCACCUUCUCAGGGUCCUGUUGUGGAUCGGCGCCACGUUCCUCCUUCUUGUAUUCUUACAUGCACUGCUGCUGAGCUGCUGCCUGUGCAGGCGGAGGCCAGUCCCCUGGAUGCUUGCCGUUCCACGUCUGGAAAUUAUGUUUGCUUUCUGGGCUGUGCCAGCAGUCACAAUCGCCAUAGCAGGACUUUAUAGAGGAGGUCUGGGCGAUGCGCUUCUGGCCACGUGGCUGCUUGUUCUGAUCCCAGCAUCAUUCCUAGUGUGGACUUUCUACAUGAUUUGGGCUUUCUUUUACAGCCAACCCACAAGAAGAAGGAAGGCUAACCUUGUCUUGGACGAUGAAGUCUUCCCAGACCACAAUGUCAAGGUCCUGGUGACUGGGACUGUCAAGGCAGUCAGAAAAAACGUUGUUAAGCAGGCUGGCACCAUGAAGCGCAAUCUGUCAGCACUGCCCCGUGGAAUGUCUCGCAACAUCAGAACUGUGCGCACCACAAGCUCAGGGAGCUCGCGCAGCGUUCAUGGCACUUCGCUGGGAACAGUUGCUGAGGAUUCCGAGGUGACGGAGAAUGCUUUCAACGAGCCAUCUCUUCCAGAUGGACUGCCACCAAUCGAGAACGGUGCCUCCACUGGAGAGGAGGAAGAGGAGGGAAUGGCUGUGCUGCCGCGACCCAAUGGGGAACAGGAGCCUGAGGAGCCUCAGAGGGACUGCCCGGGGUGUCAUGACUGCUUCUGUGGAUUGUGGGAGAAGUGCUGCAUAUCACCGUUGCUGGGAGGGCCACAGCCAUCCUGCACAUGGGUGGCCACUACAAAGCAGGAUAGCCGUUUCAUUCAUCGGUAUGGAGUUCUCUUUGAAGAAAACCGUGGGCACCCUGUGAUGCGCAGCGGGGCAACCUAUGAUAAAGAUCCGAAAACUGGAAAGGUAGAUCGUGGCAAGCUGAUCCCGAUAAAGGGCAGGCCAUUGUUCAUGAUACCCCAGUUCAAACGUCUCCACACAAGCAAGCCAGGAGGGCCGUACGUGCUGUACCGCUACCAGCUGCAAAUACUCACCAGGCCCCUGGACUACAUGAAGAUCGUCCUUCUGGGAUGCCUGGUCGGAGGUGUGGAUUCUGACAACAGCAUGGCCCAGGUGAUUGCCCUCUUCUGCAUCUCACUGCUCGCUCUCCUCCUCACCCGCCUGUCAAGGCCCUUCCCUUCCAGACUCGACAUGGCCGUCACCUUGCUGGCUGAGGCGGCAGACGUGGUCACCUUUGCCCUUGGCAUAGUCUUACUGGCGGGCCCAAACGAAGAUCGUGACUUUCGGCUGAGGAUAGGCACAGCGAUGCUGUGUGUGGAGGGCGUGGCCCUCCUGACCACCCUUGUUGAACACCUCAUCAUUGGCUUCGGCAUCUGCGGGUGGCUUCGAGGGAAGCACAGAGAGAAGAAAACAAAGCCAUCCAAAUUUGUGGCCGUGGUGGAGAAGGUGAUGAUGCAGAAUACCAGGCGACUGGAAAGAAAGUAUUUUGAGCGAUGGAUGGUGAAGGUGCUUAGGAGGGGGUUGCACAAUCGGCCACUGAGGGGGGAGGAGCGUUCCUGGAAGGAGAAUUUUGGGCACGGGUGGAAGCAGCUUACCGGGGAUGUGGGAAAGAGUGCCAAGGGGGUUCGCGCCAUUAACAGGAAGGUUGGCAGGAGCAGCCGCUCUCGCCUCAUCAACAGCGAAAGCCCAUCUUCCGCUCAUGGUCAAAAUGGAGCCGAGAGGGUGGCUCAUUGA